CCAAAUUUGGCGGUAAAUGGUGAUGGCUUUUUAAAUGUCUGCCCGGCUCUCAGCUCAUCCACUUUAACCUGAGAACACUAAUGAAAGAUUUUGAGAAGAGUGAAGUCACACCAUGGGGAUUCAAGGAUUGCUACAGUUUGUUAAGGAAGCAUCGGAACCAAUUCACAUCAAGAAAUACAAAGGACAGACUGUAGCACUGGAUAUGUAUUGCUGGCUUCAUAAAGGUGCCUUUGCAUGUGCUGAUAAAUUAGCAAAGGGGGAACCAACUGACCAAUACGUUAAUUAUUGUUUGAAAUUUGUUGAAAUGUUGGAUUCCUUUGGUGUUAAACCAAUCCUGGUUUUUGAUGGAUGUACAUUACCUUCCAAAAAAGAGGUAGAAAAAGCCCGAAGCAUACGUAGGCAAACAAACUUGCAGAAAGGGAAGCAGCUCCUACGUGAAGGCAAGACAGCAGAAGCCAGAGAGUGCUUUACUCGCUCUGUCAAUAUAACACCUGCAAUGGCUCAUGAGGUUAUAAAGGCUGCAAGAGCAAAAGGAAUGGAUUGUAUUGUAGCACCUUAUGAAGCUGAUGCUCAAUUGGCUUAUUUAAACAAGAUUGGCAUAGCUCAAGCAGUAAUCACAGAAGAUUCCGACCUGUUGGCAUUUGGAUGUAAAAAGGUUGUACUAAAAGUGGACAAGUGUGGGAAUGGCAUUGAAAUUGACAAGGCUCGUUUUGGCAAAUGCAAACAACUGGGAGAUGUCUUCACUGAAGAGAAGUUUAGAUACAUGUGCAUUUUAUCAGGGUGCGAUUAUUUGCCAUCUAUCCAUGGAAUUGGUUUAGCCAAAGCAUGCAAAUUGCUGCGGAUUACUAACAAUCCAGAUAUCACAAUGGUGAUCAAGAAAAUGGGACAAUAUUUGAAGACAAAUGUGAUUGUACCAGAUGAAUAUAUAGAUGGCUUCAUCAGGGCAAAUAACACAUUUCUAUACCAAUUAGUGUUUGAUCCAUUGAAGCGGAAGCUUGUUCCUUUAAAUGAUUAUUCUGAUGGUGUUGAUCCAAAAUCUCUUGACUAUGCUGGGCAUCACUUUGGUGAUGAGAAGGCUCUUCAUAUUGCUCUUGGAAAUAUAGAUAUUAAGACUUCAGAAUUCAUAGACAACUUCAAUCCAUACACUUCACAGAUUCUGACAAGAAGGUCCAGUGGGUGGAAUGACAAUGAGACAAAUAAGAGAGCUCUGCAUAUGCUCAGUAUAUGGAACAAAGAAUAUAGACCAUAUGGAAAUGAACUUUCAGUCCCAAAAGCAGAACUAUCACCAGAAAAGCCUUGCACCCGAAAUAUGGAACAAGUGAUCAAUAUUAAAAAUUUAAAACUUCUCAACAGAGUGGUACUGGCUAAAAGAGUAAGAGAAGAUGAAAGUCUGUCAGAUGGAGACUUGUUAAGUCAGUACACAUUUCCAAAUGAUAAGAAAACUAAAAAAGAUGUAGCAGAGUGCCUGGAUGUACCGUCUCCUUCCGAACUGGAGGUACCCUUGGACCGCUCAGUCACUGAGGAAAGCCCAAGACCACACUCCAAGAUCCGGAACCGAUUUGCUACCAUUUUACGAAAACGAAAUGAGGAUUUGGGCACCGUUGUUGUUCCUGGAACCAGAAGCCGGUUCUUCUGUACAGACAAAGAAGUUCGUAUUCCUGAUCAGAACACUGAAACCAGUGUAGUAUCUAAUGCAACAGAGGAAUUGAAGGACUCAAGCCCGAUAGACUCCUGCAAGAGUGAGAAGAAUGAUAUUUUGUCAAGUAUAUGCAGCAAUGAAGGAGAACAGGAUGAAAAGCCGCUUGAAAAUCUGAACAACAGUUCAAGUGCAGUUCCUGCAGGGUUUCACCCGGAUCCCAGGAGAAGCUUAAGUGCUUUCAGUUGGUCUGGAGGAAUGAGAGCCAAAGCUAAAGUUUCGAGCCCUGCUUCUGGUUUAUCUGUAUUACAGCAGUUCCACAGAAAGGUGGCACACUCAUCUCAGAAUAAAUGUACUGAUGGUAAAAUAGUAACAGAAACAGACCAGAAUGUAAACCAGCAGCUACCAAACCUUCCAAAACAAUCUGAAAAAUCCCAGGAUGACAACUCUGAACUAAUGGACUCCCCACAAUCACCUCUCAAAACCCGGACUUCUCUAUGCACUUUAAAUUCCUUGGAUUCAUCUCAAUUAUUCACAAGUUCUGAAUUGGAUGAAGCAAAUGAUGAUGCAACAUCUAAUGAUCAAAGUUCCGGUCCCCUCACUCUGCUUUCUUUGCCUGAGAAAACCACUGUAACUGCUAAGCAUAGGGUUCCUGGAUUACAAAGACUGAACCCUGGAUCUGCUAGAAAGUACACUAAACUGAAGCUUCCAGGACCAGCUAAAGCCAGUGGGUUAACGAAAAGAUCACUGAAAUCUGCCCCAAACAAUGAGAACAAGCCUGAAAUACAGGCCACAAUCAAUGACUUAUGGAAGAAAUUUGAGUUUAAGCGGAAAUCUAAGAUGUUUCAACUCAGUGAAAAGUUUGACCCAAUGUCCCCCAUCAAGGACAACCUGCAAAUCUUGACCCCAGAGACUGACCAAAGUGUUUUAUUGAGAUCUGAAUGUAUUUCUGUGCAGCGAGCCAUACAAUGGUGACAAAUCUAUGACGAGGUUUAAAAUCAAUUCAAUGUAAUUAGCAAUGUCUGUAUAAAAUUAAUUUAUCAUCUGAAAAUGACAUUUAAUUUGCAGAUUAUAUGCAAUCACUUAAAUUACAACUAUUAAACAGAUUUUUGUAAACAAAAAAACAUCAUUGGUUUUGAUAAUAACUGCAUUUUAUUUUGUCAAAGAAAUGUAAUUUAUUUUCUUUGGUUUACAUUCAAAAGAGUGGAUUCAUAACUCAUUUCUGAUUGUUUCUUAAAGUAGAGAAGGUUAAAUGUUUCAUGCUGCAGUAACAUUAAAGAGUUUGUGUCCUCCCUAAACCAAGGAGAUUGUACUGUAGGAGAGAAUUGCACUAUGAGGCCAGCAAAUAGAACAUUGCUCUCAACAAGUAAAUCCACUUGCCAUAUCGGUACCAAAUUGAGCUGUUUUAGAAAUGCAGGCAGUUGUACCAGCCUAAAAGAUAAAUAGAGGAUGCAAGGAUUUUUUUUUAAUUUUUAACACUUAUCCUGUGGAUCGCAAGCACCAAUGAGUCUGCACUCUGUUUACAGCAUGAGCAAUGAAAGUAAGUUCACCACACCACACACUAUAUUGACUCAGGUAUGAAACGUAAUUUUAAUAUUGUCCUGCCCUGCCCUACCCUCUCUACCUGGAUUCUUGCCCAAUUUAUUAUUGUGUAGCUGAUCAUAAUCGAUGAAGUGCAGCUAUUGAGAAUAUAUUUGUCAGAAUGGUUUUGUUAUCAAGUUUAUAUAGUUGUAGAAAGGAAGGAAUUUUAACUUGCUUUUACUUGCAUCAAGUUAGUCCCAUAAUAAUGUCAAGCAUGGCUCAAUUAUGCCACUUUUGUUUCUAGAAGGUUUUGAGUUCAAACCCCACUCUUAAGGAACAGAAUCGACGAACGAUGGUCUUUGGUGCCAUCUUUUGAAUGCAGUGAUAAUUAAAGCCCCUUUCCCCACCACAUUUGCCCACCAAGUUAGAGAUGUAACAGUAUAAUUGACUGCUGUGGUUCUUGCACUCAUAAUAUUGAUGGUACUUCCCAUUUUCUCAUUGGAUAUAAAAACAGUCUGAAUUUUGAGGUUUUGAAAUGCUUCCAAGUUCAUAGUAAGAAGCUAAUAUCCAGAAGCUAAUAAGCAAAUUUUGAUAAUUAAUGGAGUUAAUAUUGUAGGCUGCUAAUUCUCAGGGUGGGCAGUUUGAGCUCAUCAAUAUUUAUGAGUUUUGCCUGCCCUCUUUCUUCACUGCCGCAAAUGUUCUGAAAUUUGCUUCAUGAGGUAAAUAUUUCAGGAAUUUGCUUCUGGAGCAACUGUGCUAUAAGAUGACAAAGCUGCUUUAGUUAAGCUUGGUGGAAGUGAUAUAUAGAUUAAAUUCAAACCAAGACAGUUUGCAGUACAGUGUAGAGACAUGGUUUUGCCUGCAAAUUGUUUGUAAUCUUAGGCUAAUUUUGUAUGUUCAUUCAAAUGAAUCAAUCUAUUGACCAUAUCUAUUUUGGU
Molecule: messenger RNA, 4095 nt
Organism: Hypanus sabinus (Atlantic stingray)
Lineage: Eukaryota; Metazoa; Chordata; Chondrichthyes; Myliobatiformes; Dasyatidae
Gene: exo1
Product: exonuclease 1
Exons: 14
Coding region: 113-2611 (832 amino acids)
Biological process (GO): DNA recombination; mismatch repair
Cellular component (GO): nucleus
Molecular function (GO): DNA binding; 5'-flap endonuclease activity; 5'-3' DNA exonuclease activity
Source: RefSeq, a predicted model, not a curated record